Saccostrea cuccullata (small rock oyster) is the source of this 687-nucleotide messenger RNA. RefSeq names its product probable DNA-directed RNA polymerase I subunit RPA43. The record is from RefSeq and is a predicted model, not a curated record. Bases 1 to 687 code for a protein of 228 amino acids. Lineage: Eukaryota; Metazoa; Mollusca; Bivalvia; Ostreida; Ostreidae. The transcript is spliced from 2 exons.
AUGGUUAAAGAGCUUGAGGGGACAUCAUUAUUCCAGAAGCAAUAUUACCAGACAACAAUCCUCUCUGAACACACAGGACUGUGCAGUUCAAAUGAAGAAUUCAAAAAUGCAAUGGAUAUUGCUUUUGGUAUUUCUCCAUUUAUAUAUUUUCUAUUUGGGGAUGUUCACAGAGUAUCAUAUACCAGUGCCAUAUAUCAUGCAGGAAAUAACACAAUUUUUGCAUUUGAUCCACAUUCAAGAAAUCAGAAAGGCCUUCCCUCACCUAAUGGAUCUGCAGUCCUUCUUCGUUAUAACAAUUUCCAUUCCCUUCAUCAGUAUUUAUCUGACCUAUCCAAAGCAGUUAGUGCUGAUUAUUAUGAGAUUGUAGCAAAUAAAGAGGCAACAAACAAGAGAGAAAAAAGAAGAAAAUUAGAUAAAGAUGCAAUCAGGAAAGUGAGAGAAAAAGAGAAAGGUUUACGAAAGAAAAGGAGAGAGAAAAUGAGUGUCGAAAAACUGAGUUUAAUCAAGCAAAAGGAUACAAGCGCCAGAAAGGAAAAAAGGCAAAUAAUGAGUAAAGAAGAUUCUGAUAAAAUCAAACGAAAGGAGACAAGCUCCAGAAAAAAGAAAAGAGAGUGCAUGAACAAAAAAGAUUCAGACAAAAUUAAGCAGAAAGACACAAGCUCCAGAAGAGAGAAGAGAAAAAGUUAA